This is a messenger RNA of Acanthoscelides obtectus, 1627 nucleotides long. The record is from the annotation of a GenBank genome assembly. NCBI's taxonomy places the organism in Eukaryota, Metazoa, Arthropoda, Insecta, Coleoptera, Chrysomelidae.
GCUGUUUUCAUACUUUAGUACUGAUAUGUGUUUUUUCUUGUGAUGAUCAAAUAACUCGACUUGGCAAUACCUCUGGUUUAAAACUAAAAUAGUAUGAAUUGCGCUUGAAGCAAGAUGAGUGGCAGUCUGCUUGACUGUGGAGUCUUUCAGGUGUAUAAAGCCUCCCGACAGGAUCUGAGAGUAGCAAAAUCUUGUCUGAUCGUACUAUUUCCAAACCGCGAGGCCUAUGGAGAGAGCCAAAACACAUGCGUUCCCCUUCCAUGGCGGUGUCAGGUCAAAUCAGCUGUUCCUGCCGCAGGACCCAGCUGUGAACGUGGCAACGUGCGUUCGGCCUCAUGCCAUCCGCCAAUCGCGUGCUGCCACCGCUGUGACGUCACCGACAGGCCCGCGCUGCAAUCAGCUGGUCGCGACGGCAUGGAGGUCGAGUUGUUGGCGGUGUUGCCAAAUGCCUUGGAGCUUUUUACACGGUAGCGUUGAAGAAGACAAUGCGACUACUGGAGUUGAGCUAAAUCAAUAUGAAUAAUUAUUUUUUCAUCCUCUAGCCCAGAUUGUUCAUUAUUUCCGCAGUUUUGAAAGCUAUUUUAUAUUUGAGAAUGGGUUGUAUUAUGACUAAAUUUAUAUUUAGAAGUAUAAAGCAUUACCUAUUGUCAUCAAUUCUGGAAAAUUAGCUAAUGUAUUAUUAACAUUAUUAUGACCUUCCACGACCUUGUUCAUUCAAUUGAGACAGUAUGUCGCCCAGUCCUCACGACUUGUCAAAUAUAACUAUUAUAAUUAUUACACAUUAUGUAAUUAAAGCAACUCAGGGUAACAUGGAAAUUGUAUGUGAUUUGUAUUAAGAACUGAUGCCUAGAAUCUGUACUUCGUAGUCACAUUUUUCUUUGAGGUAUUGACCGAGAAUCCACUGUUUCUGAAAAUUUUCCUUCAUUUGUUAUUUUGUUGGAGGAUACAUUUAUUAAACAUAUUGGGGAUUCCUGUUUGAUUAUUUAGUAAACGUUAAGCAUGGCUAGAGACUAUCAUACAUAUUUUUCCAUUUUUGGUUAAAUUUGUUUUUUCAUGUUUCAUCACAACUCAGAAUUUUACUGUCUGCAACCUUUGAGAAACAGGUGGAUGCCGAUUGAAACACCUAUAGAAAUAGUCAAAAUAAAGCUCAAGUGAAUAUGUACGCUGUAUUUUGGGUUCUUAAAUUUAAAUAAUGCAAAUGUGGAUUUGGUGUAAAAUUCCUUGAUAGAGGUACUACGUAAAAUAAGUGAAACGCAAUAUAGCGUCAAGGUUUUAUUCAGGGUGUUCGAAAAAUAGACGGAGAUAUUUUAAAGGAUGAUUCCUUGUUAAAAACAACGAAAAGUUUCUAUAAACGUGGAUCCGGAAAUGCAGAGUUUUCAAGAUACAAGCUGAUAUUUUUUCUUUUUUUUAUUAUCUUAAUAAAUAUAUAUUUACUCGGUUCUGUUGUCAAUAUUAUUUGUUGUAUUAAAAGGCUAAUUUAGCUCUAGAUAGAUUGAAAUUAUUAGGUCCAGUGGCGUCCUGGGGGUACCUUAGCGAAUAUUAUUGACAAAAAAUGUAGGCACUGCAUUUUUUGUAACUUUAAUAUUUUUUGUUUGAGUAAGCAUCUAGAAUUUACUUCUUCGCCUCU